Molecule: messenger RNA, 1078 nt
Organism: Linum trigynum
Lineage: Eukaryota; Viridiplantae; Streptophyta; Magnoliopsida; Malpighiales; Linaceae
Source: the annotation of a GenBank genome assembly
CCCACCGUUGAGUUACCCACCACAAAACUUCUUCUCCCUCUUCCUCCACUCUCUCUCCCUCUUCUGUGACACAUAACUCUGUUUUUCUCUUCAUUUUUCGGCGAUCGAUUUCGCGCAUGCAACCAGUGAUUGAAUCAUUAUCUUCUCACAGAUCAGUGAUUGACACACAAGACAUUGGAAACACUAAUUCGUAGGUGAAAGGAGAAUGGUCUGCAUCGGAGACUACCGAUUCGAUCGGAGGAAGAAGAAACAAAAGCGCUGGCGACCGUCGAUCGAUUUCGCGUUUUCACGCUCUAAUUCGGGAGCGGCGAGGGCCGACCCACGAAUUGGGUGACCUAAGGCUCGAUGCAACAGGGGAGGGCAACUCAAUGCAACAGGGGAGGGCAGCAAGGGAGAUGCUCUAUGCAACAGGGGAGAGGCAGAGUGUCGAUGCAACAGGGGAGAGGCAGAGAGUCGAUGCAGGGGACAGGGGAACGAGCUGGCGCCGCCGCCGCCGACGAUGGCGACAUGCGACAGGGGAGUGGCGUCGAGGGAUGGCGACAGUCGAUGGCGUCGAGCGAUGGCGAACGGCGACGGCGUCGAGCGAUGGCGAACGGCGACGGCGUCGAGCGAUGGCGAACGGCGACGGCGUCGAGCGAUGGCGAACGGCGACGGGGAACGGCGACGGUGAACGGCGACUGCGGAGGGCGAGGCUUCUUCGUUCUUUCGUCUUCGUGUCUGGCUGCGCGAAGGAAGGGGGAAGAAAUGAAUUGAAUUAGGGUUACGUUUUCAUUCAGCCCCUUUCAUUUUCAUUUUUUAUUUUUGUUUUUGUUUUUUUUUUAUUAAAGCAACCGGCCCAAAUGGUAAAAGCCGGCCGAGCGGUUCGAGCGGUUAACCGCUUCGGCCGCUCGCCGACCUCCCCAAUUAACCACUCCGUCUAAAUAGCUGAGUCGAGCCGGUUUUAUGGCCGGGUGGCGGUUUUCUCGGCUCGGCCGGCCGGCUCGGCUUUGACAGCACUGGAUAUAACUCAUCCAACGACCUUCUAAUUCCAGCCACCAACGAAUAUACCCAUUUGUAAAGAUAAAGGUUGUCAAUCCGA